AGCCCCUCUGAGCAUACUCAGCUUUUCUUGUGACCAGGGUAAAUAUUACCUGACACUGUUAAUAUUUAAUGUCCCCCACCUCUGUCCUGGCCACCCCACGGCAGACACUAUCCCCGAAGCAGAGGCUUCAGGAAGACUGUGGAGAAGCCCUGGUGGUUGGAAAAAUGACAGGGCUGUCGACUGGUGAUGGUGGCAGCGCCAAGGGGGCAGAGGACCCAUUUCACUACGACUACGAGACUGUCCGCAAAGGGGGCCUGAUCUUUGCGGGCCUGGCCUUCGUCGUGGGGCUCCUCAUCCUCCUCAGCAAAAGAUUCCGCUGUGGGGGCAAUAAAAGGCACAGACAGGUCAAUGAGGAUGAGCUGUGACAACAGAGCCACCAGUGCCCACCAGUGCAUGGGCGCUAAGGAUGCCCAUCUUCCCCGCUGUACUCCACUGUCCCGACACAGCCUGCACAGGCUGAAGGAUGUGCCGGGCUCGCUAUGACCCCCUCAUGGUCAUCCACUCAUGCCUCUUGACCCUUAACUUCCUUCCUCCCCUCCCCAGCUCCUCUCACACCCCACUUCCUGUUCCAAGUUGGGGUAUAUGUGCAGCCCCGUCUCACUGGUUUUCAAUGAAUCAUUCUGGCAAGUACCUGCCAAUGAAAGUAGGCCUGGUA
Messenger RNA from Alexandromys fortis (reed vole), 655 nucleotides. It is a transcript of the gene Fxyd2, whose product is annotated as FXYD domain containing ion transport regulator 2. The record is from RefSeq and is a predicted model, not a curated record. Gene Ontology annotation, biological process: monoatomic ion transport; regulation of sodium ion transmembrane transporter activity. Gene Ontology annotation, cellular component: membrane. The transcript has 6 exons. Bases 69 to 365 code for a protein of 98 amino acids. NCBI's taxonomy places the organism in Eukaryota, Metazoa, Chordata, Mammalia, Rodentia, Cricetidae. Gene Ontology annotation, molecular function: sodium channel regulator activity.